Ostertagia ostertagi is the source of this 570-nucleotide messenger RNA. NCBI's taxonomy places the organism in Eukaryota, Metazoa, Nematoda, Chromadorea, Rhabditida, Trichostrongylidae. The record is from the annotation of a GenBank genome assembly.
AUGGCAUACAUUAAUCCUGAGUUGGCUCAGGAGGAGAAGAACUUAGGCAAUGAGUUGUUCAAGAAAGGAGACUAUCCGGGUGCUAUGAAGCAUUACAAUGAAGCUGUAAAGCGAGAUCCUGAAAACGCUAUCCUCUACUCGAAUCGUGCCGCGUGCUAUACAAAACUAUUAGAUUUUCAACGAGCCCUUGACGAUUGUGAACAGUGCAUCAAACGUGAUCCGAAAUUCAUAAAAGGUUACAUCCGAAAAGGCGCUGUGCUGACCGCAAUGCGAGAGUGGACUAAGGCGAAACGAGCCUAUGAAGAUGCUCUCGCCGUGGAUCCUUCAAAUUCUGAAGCCCUUGAGGGGCUGCGUAAUUGCUUCCGUAGCAACGAUGAGGAUCCAGAAAAGGCUAGAGAACGAGCGCUCGAAGACCCUGAGGUGCAAGCCAUACUCCGUGACCCUGGAAUGCGAUUGUUGCUGGAACAAAUGAGUCAGGAUCCUGGGGCAGUCAGAGAGCACCUUCAGAAUCCUGACAUAGCAGCGAAACUUAUGAAGCUCCGUGAAGCUGGUAUUAUUCAAAUGAGGUAA